Molecule: messenger RNA, 1275 nt
Organism: Juglans microcarpa x Juglans regia
Lineage: Eukaryota; Viridiplantae; Streptophyta; Magnoliopsida; Fagales; Juglandaceae
Product: protein EARLY RESPONSIVE TO DEHYDRATION 15-like
Exons: 5
Coding region: 460-930 (156 amino acids)
Source: RefSeq, a predicted model, not a curated record
CACCUGUCGAGCCGUUCCCAUCGCGCACACAGCCCCUCGGCCCCUCUCUCAACGCUGCGCUGCCCUCUCUGUAUCUCACCGUCUCACUCUCACGCAGCCCUCCCAUCUCUCACGCAGCCGGCAGCCCCUCUCUCAUGUCUCUCUGUCUUCGACGUUUGCAUGGUAGCCGUUCAAAUUUUCAGAUUGCAGGCUGCCUAUAUUUAAUUAUAGAGAGAGCAUAUUUUUCAACCUUCACAGUAGGCAAGAGCUGCGGCAGACUUGCAGAGCGCAGCUUUUGGAGGUGCUUUAUAUGGGGCCGCCCGCCCUAUAUAAAAGUCCGACCCCUCACGCUCAAUGCUCAGCUCACGCGGCACACGUAUCGUUCAUUCAACGGUAAUUCAACGAAGAGUGUGUGAAGAGAGGUUCGAUUUUCUUCGAUCUUGAGGUUAAAGAUUCAAGGCUCGGCGGUGAUUGAAAAAGAUGGCAAUGGUUUCAGGAGGAAGGUCGACAUUGAACCCCAACGCACCUCUUUUCAUUCCUGCUGCUUUCCGCCAAGUGGAGGAUUUCUCUCCAGAAUGGUGGCAACUGGUCACAACCUCAUCAUGGUACCAUGACUAUUGGCUCAGCCAGCGUCAGGGUGAGGAUAGUUUCUGUGACAAUGCUGAGGAUGACUUUGAUGGUAUCGAUGUAGCUGACUUGCUGCCAGAGACUUUUGAAUUUGAUGAUGGUGGAGAUUUUUCAAAUAUGGAAGCUCAAUUUGAGGAGUAUUUUGUCCAAUCUUCUGAACACAGAGGCUUGGAAAUGAAUGCUGAAACACUGGUGAAGAAUCUGAAAACUUUGGAUGAAAGAGGUCCCAAGUCCCCAGUUCAACCUGCAAAGAAGUAUAAUGAGAAGCCAGCCAAGUACGUGAACCCGAAAUGCAGCCCCCGACGCAUCCAGCAGCCUCGCUGAAGGGAGCAAGCUUGUAGCUCUGUUUCUAGUGUCAAAUCAAAUCAAUGUCUCGCAUUUCGCAUUCUGCAGCUUUUGUAUAGGGCAAGGUUGCAACUCUUGUAUCCAUCCUUGUUCAUUCUCGUGUCCUUUAUCAGUUUACAGUUAGCUUUACCAACAAAUCCUUGGAAUAGAAAAUUAGAAAAAAAAAGGUGUAAAAAUGACAAGACGAAAAAAGAAGAAGAGGUUCUGUUUAUAAGGAAAUGAAAAUUUUUUCGUGCUUGUCCAUUGCGUUUGAUUUCUCAAGCUAAUAGCCCCUUUGAAUCUUUCCAUAUCCUGCUUAAUGGAUUAUCUUUUUCUUUUCUUGAA